Danio aesculapii is the source of this 424-nucleotide messenger RNA. It is a transcript of the gene fabp1a, whose product is annotated as fatty acid binding protein 1a, liver. Gene Ontology annotation, cellular component: nucleus; cytosol. The transcript is spliced from 4 exons. Lineage: Eukaryota; Metazoa; Chordata; Actinopteri; Cypriniformes; Danionidae. Gene Ontology annotation, biological process: fatty acid transport. Gene Ontology annotation, molecular function: fatty acid binding. The record is from RefSeq and is a predicted model, not a curated record. Bases 2 to 385 code for a protein of 127 amino acids.
GAUGGCGUUCACUGGGAAAUAUCAGCUGGAGUCUCACGAGAACUUCGAGGCGUUCAUGAAGGCUGUCGGUGUGCCGGAUGAUGAGGUCGAGAAAGGCAAAGACAUUAAGAGCAUCUCUGAGAUCCAUCAGGACGGAAAAGACUUCAAGGUGACGGUGACGGCAGGAACUAAAGUCAUCCUGUACUCCUUCACUGUGGGCGAGGAGUGUGAGCUGGAGACGUUCACUGGAGACAGAGCUAAAACUGUGGUUCAAAUGGAUGGUAAUAAACUGACAGCGUUUGUGAAGGGGAUCGAGUCUGUGACAGAGCUGGACGGAGACACUAUCAGUAACACUCUCAGCUUCAACGGCAUCGUCUACAAGAGGAUCAGCAGACGCAUCUCAUGAUCAUCAAUGGCAGAGGAAGGUGAUUUUCCUACAAUCAAU